GGCAGUAGUGCAAAGUUAGCGAUGCAAUCUUUCUUUAAAGCACAAAGAAGAAUAAGUAGGCUAACCAGUAGCCAGCGCCGCGACACAAGUCGCCGUUGUAAUCAUAGACAGUCAAAGAAAGGAAGGUUGUAAUCAUAGAUGUUAAGAGAACAAUAAGUUGUAAUAUGUAAGUAGCAGGUAGGACUGCAGUGGGAAGGGGUUGUCCUGCCAUACUGUUGCCAAAGCAUUUGGAUAAGGUUAGUGCUUGACUAUGCGGCGAGGGGAGCACGUUUCACAGGCUUUCCAGGCCCCGGUGGAUGUCCAUGCCAGUGCAGAUGGCCAGGUUUACAUGUUUAACAGGAGGCCCAAUGAGUCUACUGUAUCCUCAGAUGAUGAGGAGCUUAAUGCCAUGGAGAUGAGGCCACGAGUUUUUCAAGAGCAAGAACAGGACAGUCUGAGGAACCUUCAGCUGCUGGAGCGGGAGGUGUUCGAAGGUGACAACCUCAACAAGCUUGCACUACAAUAUGGCUGUAAGGUGGCAGAUAUAAAGCGGGUAAACAACCUUAUGCAGGGACAAGAUUUAUUUGCACUGAAAUCUAUCAAAAUACCUGUUCAGAAACACAGCUUUUUAACGGAGAUGUACACAGACCUAAGUGACCCUCAAGGAGAAAUACCACAUUCAUCCAACACACCAGUGAAGCCUCAGGAACGAGCCAGAGCCCAACCACAUCUGCAGGAGGUCACAGACUUUCUAGUGGAUGUGGACCACAACAUUGAAAAACUGAUUCAGAUCACAAAUGAUCAAGAUGACGCUUUCUUGUUAAAUCCAGAAAAACAGCAAAGGUUUGGUUCCAGAGGACAGCGCCUGACCAGUCAUGGUGCAGACUGGGGCAUCCAGUGGUGGAACGCUGUAGUGGCCAUGCUCCUGAUAGGCAUCGUCCUGCCCUUAUUUUAUGUAAUUUAUUUCAAAACAAAAGAUAAUGGAGUAGUUACACCAACAGAUGGUAGUGGUGCUUUACAGUCAGUCACCAUCUCCUCAAACUCCUCAGGGACAGGCCUUAGUACAAGAGGACCAGGAUAGUCCAGACUCAGAAAACCAGAAUCAUUUUUUAGGGCAAGAUGGUCUCAUAAGUAGUUGAUAAUCAAGAUAAAGCAAUGCAAUACCAUCAUGUUUCAGUAAAUAUCACCUUUUAUGUUCUCUUGACACUAUAAUUAGGUUGUGUUUUACUAAAUAUGAGGAAUUAUCAAAUGUUUGUGUCUUAAACCUCCUCACAUGACACAAGCUGAAUAAUUGCAAAUGAAAAAGGAUUUGUCUUGGGUGAGGGGGGGGAGAGAACAUCCGCUCU
Molecule: messenger RNA, 1325 nt
Organism: Etheostoma cragini (Arkansas darter)
Lineage: Eukaryota; Metazoa; Chordata; Actinopteri; Perciformes; Percidae
Gene: lysmd4
Product: LysM, putative peptidoglycan-binding, domain containing 4
Exons: 3
Coding region: 251-1060 (269 amino acids)
Source: RefSeq, a predicted model, not a curated record